Molecule: messenger RNA, 2052 nt
Organism: Seminavis robusta
Lineage: Eukaryota; Bacillariophyta; Bacillariophyceae; Naviculales; Naviculaceae
Source: the annotation of a GenBank genome assembly
GCAGUAAAUACCAACCAAGCCUGCAUGCACGCAUCCACAGCUCAUCGAUAACCACACAUCCACACAACGACCCAUUAAUUUUGUCAAUCGGGAACCAAGCAGUCAUCGAGAAUACCAUACCUGUACUGAGUACCCGGUACAGUACUAGUACCGUCCCCAAGCAAUAUCUUUCAAUGAGACAUGGAUCUUGGAGGCUUGGAGGUAGCCAGAUAGCGCUUUGCCAGCUUGAGUGAGAAGGGGACAGCGCAGUCAUGGUAAGAUUGCCCAACAGGUUAGCUUGAUCGAAGCAUCUCAAUGGUUUAAGAGCGGCCACUUGGUCAUCGUACAUCGUAUCGUAUCUUUCCAGCAACCAAAAUCUUUCUUGGCAAUGCCAAGGGCUCGACGAAGGAUCGAGCUGACUUUAACCAUCAUAGACUCUGUCUUUGCUGUUUGUUCGAAGCAGACGAGUCUAAGAGUGUAUCAGCUCACAAAACCAAUUCUUCAGGGUUGGAACUACUUAUUAGCUACCUAGCUAGGAGAAAGAAGAUGCGGCUCUCCCAUCCAUUGAAUCUCUUGUGCUUGUUCGUCUGCCUCCUGGGGGUGGCAGUUUCGACGGUGGCCGCCAAAGGUCAUCUUCGUUCCGUGGCAACGACAACAACGACUUCUGCCAACGCGGACAACGGUCAGGAUGUGAUGAAGGCCCAGUCGGAUCAGGCGCUGUCUGCCGAGGAAAUGCAGCGACUUCUCGGCUCGUCUGUCUCGGAUAAGAGGAAGAAAAAGAAGAGGGGAAACUCUGCCUCAAAAGAUGGCAGCGAUGGCGGCAGUGAUCGGGAUAGCGAUAACGAUAGAAACCGCGAUAGAGAUCGCAGUCGCAGUCGCAGCCGCAGUCGCAGCCGUGAUCGUGAUGACACGGACCCCGAAGCAAAACGCGACCAAGAAGACGAAGAGCGCAAGAGCGACGAAGAUGAAAAAAGGAACAGCAGGAGCAAAAGCAGAGAAGAAAAAGACAACGACAAAGAAGAGGAAAAAGAGCGUGAAGAAAGCGAAGAAGAAGAAGAAAAGAAUUCGGAGGACAAGAAGAAGAACAGGAAGAGCGAGAAGCGCAAUAGCGACAGCGCCGACAAGGACGAAGAAGGAAAGGAAGAAGACGACGCCCGAGAGAAGAAUGAAGAAGAGAAUGCGGAGAAUCUCAAGGCUUUGAAAAAGGUGACACAGAAAGCUGUGGAAAAGAAGAUUCAGGAAGUUGGGGCCAGUGAUUGUCGUCGUAAUCUCCAACUGAACAAUAUAAAGAAGCAGUCGAAUGCUGCAAAAACCAAAAAGACGCCGAAUAAUGGCAACGCAAAGAACAACAACAACAAUGACAAUGACAAUGGAAAAAGUGAUAACGAUGCAAACGACGAGGACAAGAAGAAGAAGAAGAACAACAAUAACAACAACAACGACAACACGGACAACAAGAAGAAAAAGAACAAGAACAACGACAAUGACAAUGACAACAACAAAGACAGCCCUGCACGAUCAGAGACGAAGAAAAAGCUCAAGAAGUUUGUGGACAGGGAGGUGAAGACCAAGAUUGAUUCAGAAACUGGUUCUUGCUCUGAUUAGGCAUGGUCGCAGGUGCUGGUCAGCCAUGCAUGUAUGUGAGUUUCUCAGAAUGGGCAAUCAAUCAGGACGACACAAGAGAGCCCAGCCUAGAGAGUAGAUGAUAACGAGGUAUAAGCCCAUGGAACCUGAACACAGACACUUGCCUUAGCUACCGGUAGCAGACGAGUGAGUGCGUAGCUUUGCCUACUAGCAAGCUAGCUAGAUAUCCAGGUAAUAGGCCGAACUAGCGCUGAGCUGCAGAGCUCCACGAACUCCCCCAUCCACACAAUCUGGCGGAUAGAGAUGCGGAGCGGCUUGUCAUCCGCACCUUUUUUAGAGGCACUAAUAGUAUGGUACCCGAGGUAGCGACGUACCCCACCGGUACCAGGUAUCUAUGGUGGGUGACGUACCCCACCAGUACCAGGUAGCUAUGGUGGGCGAAGGCACCUUCACACGAUCUACAAGUAUUCAUUCAUGAGAGUCUAUAGU